Alexandromys fortis (reed vole) is the source of this 1904-nucleotide messenger RNA. RefSeq names its product lipoyl(octanoyl) transferase 2 (gene Lipt2). Gene Ontology annotation, biological process: protein lipoylation. The coding region runs from base 774 to 1469 and encodes 231 amino acids. Gene Ontology annotation, molecular function: lipoyl(octanoyl) transferase activity. The record is from RefSeq and is a predicted model, not a curated record. Lineage: Eukaryota; Metazoa; Chordata; Mammalia; Rodentia; Cricetidae. Gene Ontology annotation, cellular component: mitochondrion. The transcript has 2 exons.
CUCAACUUUGGGGAACAGGUUGCUGGUGACUCACCCGAGUUCCCCUCAGAGAUCAGCCCUCCAUAAUGGACGGAACCUCUACAAAGGCAACAAUACCUUCCCAGGAGUAGCCUGUUUCUGCGAUUCAUCAAUGCAGGACGCGCAUUUCUGCCCGUUUGCUUUCAUCUGGAAUAAUUCUAAUGAGUCGGCCAGAGUCAUCUAGAGCCUCUGCCUAUUUCCAUUACGUCUUUACGGAUUUUUUUUUUUUAAGUUCUGGCUGUCUUGGAGCUCACUCUGUAGAUCAGACUGGCUUCGAACCCUUGAACUCAGAGAUCGGCUGAAGUGUGCACCACCACCCCUCAGCUUGUUUUACAGACCUUAAAGCAACUCCUAUGUCCCACGCCAAACCACAAUAAGCCUCCUUGCACACUAAUCUCCCUUUCAGUUUUUGAGGAACACAGCAUAUUAUUGAGUUCUGGUUGUUUUUUAUGUUAUUGUUGCUUGCUUUUUCUUCCAACAGUAUACAACUUUAAUACUAGCUUGUCAGUUGCGAACACCUCAGCUCCCAGAGCUGGAUCUUCGUUCCUCACACACUGCACACUGCAUGGUCACGCUUUUGGGUCUACUUCCUGCAGAUCGCAGCACGUACUGACCAUAGGAAUGAAUGGGAGGGUCAGGCCGGUCAGUAGGCGGGAACGGGAACCCACACCGGAACCGCAGCUCAAGGGCGUGGCCCUGAGUCCCCGCCCCGAGCCCGACAGAAGGCGGGGCUCCGGCACGCUGCAGCCCUGGCAAUGCAGCUGCCCGUGGUCCGGCUGGUGUGGCUCGGGCGGGCUCACUACUCCGAACUGCUGGCGCUGCAGGAGCAGUGGCUGCGGCGGCUGCAGGCUGAGCCUCGCCCGGGGGCCCCGUCGGGGACCGAGGCGGGCGCGCUCUUGGUCUGCGAUCCGGCUGGGCCCGUGUACACCGGCGGGCUACGCGGAGGCCUGACCCCCGAAGAGAUUACACGGCUGAGGGCCUUGGGAGCCGAGGUGCGCGCCACCGGCCGCGGCGGCCUGGCUACUUUCCACGGCCCGGGGCAGCUGUUGUGCCACCCUGUGCUGGACCUGCGGCUCCUAGGCCUGCGCCUGCGCACUCACGUGGCGGCGCUGGAGGCGUGCGCCGUGCGCCUGUGCGAGCUCCGGGGACUGCGGGGAGCCCGAGCGCGGCCGCCACCCUACACCGGUGUCUGGCUGGGCGAGCGCAAGAUCUGCGCUAUCGGAGUCCGCUGUGGAAGACACAUUACAUCCCACGGCCUGGCUCUGAACUGUUCUACAGACCUCACUUGGUUUGAGCACAUUGUGCCCUGUGGACUAGUUGGGACAGGAGUCACUUCCCUGAGUGAGGCGCUCCAGAGACUCAUCACUGUGGAUGAAGUAAUGCCAUCUUUCCUUGUGGCCUUCCAGGAGACUUUCAAGUGCACGUUAAUCUCUGAGGAUAGCCCCAGCUGACGGGCAUGGUGGUCCUGCGAUAGAACGCCCCUAGUCUGACUUGAGUCCCCAGAACCCCAUUCUAGAACUGCUCUGUGAUUUACUGACCAUGACCGAGGACAGAUCCUGAGCUCUGAGCUGUUGCUUCCUGGGUCUCCCCACCUACCUCAUGGAUCGAGAUGAAAACACUAUGCUUCCAUGUUUCUCGGCUUGGCGACACUCCAGUGUUAUAAACUGUCGUUUCUUCAUUACUUUCUCAGUGCUGUGUCUAACAUCGAUUUUGGUCCAUAGGUCUUUUGAGUUCUGUGGGAAUCAAAUCUCUGUGGCCCAGGUGCAGUGAUGGGAUAAAGUGAUUUCAUUCUCAAAAGACCUGGGUCUGUCUUCAAUAAAGAGGACAACCUCUUCAAAAAAUAAAAUGAGAUUUUUGCCUUUGGGGGUUGAAUCCCUCAGGUUUGA